This is a messenger RNA of Aptenodytes forsteri (emperor penguin), 4789 nucleotides long. RefSeq names its product lactamase beta (gene LACTB). The transcript has 5 exons. NCBI's taxonomy places the organism in Eukaryota, Metazoa, Chordata, Aves, Sphenisciformes, Spheniscidae. The coding region runs from base 118 to 1311 and encodes 397 amino acids. The record is from RefSeq and is a predicted model, not a curated record.
GAAGCAGGAAUCCCAGGUAUACUAGUUGGAGUUUCUGUAGAUGGAAAGGAAGUCUGGUCAGAAGGUUUGGGUUAUGCUGAUGUAGAGAAUCGUGUAGUAUGUAAGCCAGAGACGAUCAUGCGAAUUGCUAGUAUUAGCAAGUGUCUUACAAUGAUGGCUGUUGCUAAAUUGUGGGAAGAGGGGAAACUGGAUUUAGAUGCUCCAGUGCAGAAAUACGUCCCUGAAUUUCCAGAAAAAGUCUACGAGGGUGAAAAGGUUGCUAUUACUACAAGACUGUUAGUUUCACACUUGAGUGGGAUUCGUCACUAUGAAAAAGAUAUUACAAAAGUGAAGGAAGAAAAGGAAAAGGCAAACAGAGCAUUUAAACUAACAAAACCCUAUCAGGAUAAAGAACAAAAAGAAAAAGAAGAAAAAGGCGUUGAAAAGACUGAUUCUGUCAAACCGAGGAAAGAACAUGAAGGUGAGGUAAAAAGCCGAAAUUCAAAACCUGGCAGGAGAGACAAGGAAUUUGAGCAAGAAGAGUAUUAUUUGAAGGAAAAAUUUGAAAGUGUGAUUGAAUCACUGAAGAUAUUUAAAAAUGAUCCUUUAUUCUUUAAACCAGGUAGUCAGUUCUUGUAUUCAACAUACGGCUUUACUCUCUUAAGCGCUGUUGUGGAGAGAGUUUCAGGACAAAAAUUUACAGAUUAUAUGCUAAAAAUGUUUCGUGAUUUGGAUAUGCUAUCAACUGUACUAGAUGAUAAUGAAGCAAUGAUAUAUAACAGAGCAAGGUGUUAUGUUUACAACAAAAAGGGACGGCUGGUAAACGCACCGUAUGUGGACAACUCUUACAAGUGGGCUGGUGGUGGCUUUCUGUCGUCAGUAGGUGACCUUCUGAAAUUUGGAAAUGCCUUGUUAUACAGUUAUCAGGCCGGACAAUUUAAAAAUACUAAUGGCAAACUUCUUCCUGGGUACCUCAAAACAGACACAGUCGCAAUGAUGUGGACCCCAGUGCCAAAAACAGAAGUAUCAUGGGACAGGGAUGGUAAAUACGCAAUGGCUUGGGCUGUAGUAGAGAAAAAACAACAAUAUGGCUGUUGCAGACAGCAGAGGCACUAUGCAUCUCACACGGGUGGUGCAGUGGGGGCAAGUAGUGUCCUCCUAAUUCUUCCUGAAGAGCUGGACUCUGAAGCUAUAGAUACUGGGCUAGUGGCACCACCUAGAGGAGUAAUUGUUAGUAUUAUCUGUAAUAUGCAAUCAGUUUCACUCAACAGCACUGCCUUAAAGAUUGCAAGGGAAUUUGAUAAAGAAAAAUGGGCGCAAUAUAUGGAUUAAAAAAAGAGAUACGUGUAACUGAACUCACUGUACUGAAACAUGAAAAACAAAUGGAGAAGGGUGUAAUUGGACUCCGAGAUCACUAAGAAUACGUGAAGAAAAAGCAUCAAAAAUUCACUUAAUUAACUUCUGCUAGUGGUGCUAAACUUACGUGUAACUGGAAUUCAUCUCUCAGGGAAGUUCCUAACUUACAGAAAAGGAGAAUGUAACAGUCAAAUUUGACUUCCUGUAGUACCUGUGUAAAUUAUCGUUAUAUUAGCAGGUUUUUUCCUCAUCCAGUCAAGCACUUGACCAAGAUUAAAAAAACUUGUAUUGGUUUCCUGCACUGAGAAGGACAACAACAAAUUGUCUACCUUAAAUGUUAAACUUCUGAAAAAUUUCACAUCUUGAUUUGAGCACACAAAGAUGUAAUUCAUUAUUCUCACAGUUCUAGUCUGCCAAAACUGUUCAGUAUUACUUUUUAAAGAAAAAUGGUUUUACUGUUGAUUUCUGUUUUUUCACAUAGUGCUUAUUUGCUUAAAAAGCAAAAAAAACCAACAAAACCCAAAUCUUCAAAGCUACCUCCAGAAUGCAGAUUUAUACCAGACGUACGCUUUUGUCAGAGCUGUGGAUUGUUAAGAAUUAGAAAAGAAUGAUGCUAGAGUAAUGCAAGUAAAAAUCUUUGUUAUUUAGAUGUCUCUCUUCCAUUUUUAUUGGACACAGAGAAUGUGUGAAACUAGUUUACUGUGAAAAAAGGGUAUUAUUUCCACAGUCAAAUAUGCCCGAAUAGCACAACAUGGUAAGCUGUCAAACUGUCUCAUUGUUUUUGAAUGAUACACAUGCUAACUUUGGUAGCCAGAAAUGGCACUGUAUUCUGUAAUGUAGAUAUUCCUUCAGAUGUUGGAAUUAGGAACUCGAAUAACUCCAUAAAAUUUAAAGCCCAUUCUUGAAGCCAGUAGUAGAAGUCUCACAGACUUUGAGAGGUUUUUUUUGAAAACCAUCCUUUUUUCCAUUUGGAGACCUGCCUCAAGGAGUUACUUUUGCACAAGGUUGAACAAGAAAUUGUGAUAGAGUUCCAAAGAAGCAUUUUCUAAUCUUCAAUUUUACUAUAGGAAUACAGUAACAUCUGAAUAUGUUAAUUUUAUAUAUUCCAUGAUGUCAUGGAAGAUCUCCAAGAUCUAACCACACCCCAUGUGCCCUGCAGUUAUAUCAGACUAUUUCCAGGCUGAGGCAAAACAAAAUAUCCUUCAGGAAAGGUUUGAAUACUUACGUCCCUGCACUGUUUAGCAGCUCUGCUUCUCUGAAUUUAAGGAGCAAAAUGUCUUAGAUAACAGCUGGCAGAAGAUAGCCUUACCUGCCUCUUUCCCAAGUUAGUGCUUUUUGUAUUAACUUCAUAGUUGUUACCUGCCCUGUGAUGAAAAACAUACUAUCAUCUCUGUUCCCAGUAUGCCUAUGAUUGAUAACAACAUUUACUACCUAAGACUGACAAACCAGGAAAUUUAAUAUCUUGAAGUGUCGGUGUUUUACCUACAUUUUUAAUUGAAGCUAGUAGGACUGGUUUAGUACUCUUCAUAAUUACAACCAUUCUUGUGCCUUAGAACAGUAAAAGCUUACACCUAAAUUAUUUGCUUGGGUUUUCUGGCCCACUCACCAAAACUUCACUGUUUUAUUCAUUAAUAAUGGGUUGUCUUUAUCUCAAGAAUAUCAAAUCAGUAGAGACAAGAGAGAGAACCUUUCUGAACAAACUUUCAUUUGGUCAGGCAAUAAAUUACCUACUCUUCCACUGAAGUCUUUGAAAUUGUUUGACAGUUCCAAUACGUAAGUACUGGACGUGAGCGUCUUCUACAAUAGCAACAUUUUUUUUUUUCCCCAGUCUUGAGCACCUGCUAGCUGAGUAAACAUUGAGCAGCAGAAGUCAUUGCCUGUUUUACACAGGGAACAAGAGUAAGUAGUUCUGAGUUGUUUUCAUGUUGAAGAAUACAUGAAUAGAAAUAGACUGAAUACAAUGUUUUAAAUAUAGAAAAAUCUGAAAAGUACGCUGUUAUUUUAGGAUUUAUAACAUACUUUUCUUGUAUGAUGCAUCUGUUUUGCAAAUGGUAUUUAUUGUUCUUGAAAACCAUUUUGCAUAUUUGAGAGAAAACAAGUUUCACUCACUGACCAUUGUGUUUGGGUUUAGACAAAGAUUCAGAAUGUAGAAGGUGUAGGUUUACCUUUAUGCUUGUCUGCAUAUGUCCAACCACUAAUAAAUGGAAAUAUUUGAAGUACGUAUGAAAGUGAAUAAUGGUAAGAAGUGUCUAAGGCAUUUUUAACACCAAGUUAUUAAUGACAGUGUCUCACUCCCCUCAUAGAAUAUGUUUAGCCACCAACUUUUUAUAUGCGUACCAUGUUCUUUUUACUGUAUCCCCUGCAAUGUAAGGCUUUUAAAAAAACCUCUGUUGUCACAUGUACGGUAUUGGAGAUGCUACGAUGUCUAAAUUUCAUCUUCUAGUACCUGGAACAAAAUGGGUCACUGACUUUCUCUGAUUUGGUAUUUGCUUAAUCAUGAGUUCUUAUCUCUUAGGGUGGAGGAGAAGAAGGCAGAGAUAUGGGAGACUAGGAAUCAGUCUGGCCUUAGCAUGUGUAUUCAGGUCACAAGUGAAUUAAUACUGCUACUUUGAUCUUUGUUCUGCAACCAGUUAUUUGAUGGACUGGCAUUAAGUGUGGGAAACUGGUCAAUUAAGAGCAGCUUUCAUGAUAAACUUGCUCUUAAAUUAACCUUUAUUGUGAAAACACAGUAUGGCACUGACAUAAAACUGUACUUUUCUUAAAAGGCAUGUAUACUAAAUUGGUGCAUCUAUUUCUGUAUCAAACACCUACUUUUUGCAUCUGGUAAUUGUAAGUGUUCACAGUUUGAAUUAACUGAAAUAAAACUUAUCUUGCAAAUGCAACAAAUUGUAAUACCAGAUUUGGGGGUUUUUUUAUUGACUAGAAACAUACAAGUUUUAAAAGUCAUAAAAAGAAUACAGGUUAAAUAGAAAUUACCAACAAUAAUUAGCUUACCAAUACACCUGAUACUUUGAAAGAGAUGUUGAUACGUAACUUGAGAUAUUAUUUAGUAAAAUAAGAUACAUGUAAGACUUUGUUUGAAUGUUUUCUCACGGUUUAAAAAAAAAAAAAAUCCACUUCUUAACAGCCAUUUAGAAAGGGAUGGCUUUUAAAAACUAGCUAAAAACCUGUUUCCUCAUUGCAAAAAGGUAAUUAUUUAAUGUCAGUAUUUAAUACUGAAAAUAUGCAUGGUUUUGCUGUACUAGUUUUGUUUUUUUUAAUGACUGGAUACUAUUCACAGCUGUUAGUGUAGUUUGCUGACUUACUGUUGCUUACAUACUAUAUACUUUCUAUACUGAAUGCUUUCAGUGUUUUGCAAAAGACUAUUUUUCUUUUUUUAAAUAGAUAUCUCAUUAUAGAAUACGAAAUGCAGUUUCAAGACCAGAUUAGAGGGAGGGAAAACACAUGCAUUACA